Callorhinchus milii (elephant shark) is the source of this 3369-nucleotide messenger RNA. Its product is annotated as digestive cysteine proteinase 1. Gene Ontology annotation, biological process: immune response. The record is from RefSeq and is a predicted model, not a curated record. NCBI's taxonomy places the organism in Eukaryota, Metazoa, Chordata, Chondrichthyes, Chimaeriformes, Callorhinchidae. Bases 49 to 1686 code for a protein of 545 amino acids. Gene Ontology annotation, molecular function: cysteine-type endopeptidase activity. The transcript has 11 exons. Gene Ontology annotation, cellular component: lysosome.
GCCCUCACAGAUGGAUACACUGAGCGGAAUCAGGGUUCGAGCCCAGUGAUGGGGACCUCCUGGUGUUGGUUUGGUGCUGCGCUCUUGAGCUGCUUUGCAGGUUUGGAAUCUAAAUUCUUGACGAAAGUUCCUUCGUUUGGAGACAUUUACCAUGUUGCAGGGAUUCUGUCUUUGCCAUACGCUGAAAUCGAAGAGCCAUUUGAAGCCUGGUAUAACCUGUCCGGGAGAGUCAGCCGCAUCGAGUUUUAUCACGGUCAGGUUGUAACCUUGCAGCAUGGAUUUGUGAAGCCUGCUGGCGUGGGCUACAAGAUCUCCCCAGAGACCACAGAGACCGAGAUCAACGUCAUCAAAUGUUUCCAAGCGAAGGGAACAGUCAAGGACCCUAUCCUUCCGCAAUCCAUCUUUCCCAGCCUGGAAGGUUUUCAGCCCAUCAAGGAAGAGGAGUAUAAAGGCCGGCUUUGCACAGUAUGGCAACAUGUUGUCUACGAGGGGAAGAAGAAAAACACCUACACUAUUUGGAUAACCAAUUCUUCAGAGGGUUCCAUCCCCAUCCACUAUGAAAUGAAGGGAUUCAACACUUUGCUUGGUUCACACUAUGACAAGUACGAAAUAGACUACACGGAUUUGCAACGCAUUGUGGACCCAAGUAUCUUCAAACUCCCUGCAGGCCUGACCUGUGAAGAGUUUCCAGGUCCUGGAGUGGAGCACAGAAUGGCGGUCAAUCCUAUACAGGAUUUUGUUUCUCCUGAGCGGGAGGAUCAGUCUCAUCACUUGUUCCAACAUUACAAGGAGAAGUUUGACAAGGAUUACGAUCCGGAUGAGCACGAGUUUCGAAAGAACAUUUUUGUCCACAACCUGAGGUACAUCCAUUCAAUGAACCGGGCUAACCUGACCUUCAAGAUGGAAAUCAACCAUCUUGCUGAUCGCACUGUGGAUGAGGUGGGACCUAUGAGAGGAAGGCAGAGGAGGACCAAACCAAACAAUGGGCGGCCUUUCCCUGCAGAGCACUAUGAAUCUGUCCUACUGCCAGCUAGUAUGGACUGGAGGUUAUAUGGUGCAGUGACCCCUGUGAAGGACCAGGCCGUGUGUGGUUCCUGCUGGAGUUUCGGUACAACCGGUGCAGUGGAGGGGGCGCUCUUCCUGAAGACCGGCAACUUGAUCUCGCUGUCCCAGCAAAUGUUAAUUGACUGCUCGUGGGGCUUCGGAAACAACGCCUGCGAUGGAGGAGAGGAGUGGCGGUCGUACGAAUGGAUGAUGAAACAUGGUGGCAUUUCCACUGCCGAGUCCUAUGGUCCUUACAUGGGACAGAAUGGAUAUUGCCACUAUAAUCAGUCUACGCUGACAGCGAAACUGAAGAGUUACACCAAUGUUACUUCAGGAGACAUCGAAGCAUUGAAGUUUGCCAUCUAUAAAAACGGCCCAGCAGCUGUCGGGAUUGACGCCUCACAGAAAUCCUUCCGGUUUUAUAGCAACGGAGUUUAUUACGAGCCAAAAUGUGGAAGCAAACCAGAGGACCUUGAUCACGCUGUGCUUGCUGUUGGCUAUGGUACCCUGGAUGGUGAGCCCUACUGGCUGGUUAAAAAUUCCUGGUCAACGUACUGGGGAAACGACGGAUACGUACUGAUGUCCAUGAAGGACAACAACUGUGGAGUUGCUACAGAUGCAACUUACGUCACCCUUGAGUGAGUGAGGGCCCAAUGAGCUGUCUGAAGUGUUACUGGUGGGAAUUCUGCUCGAAGAAUGUAAUAACAGACGAUUAUCCAAGUCAUAGUCUAAUGAGCAUUUGGUGUACAUAUCUACACCAAGAGGCUCCAUGAGUACGUCUCAAAGCAUUACGUUGCAGAGAGAGUGUGCAACUGAGUCUCCACCACUAUGCACUUGUUUUCCCUUUGGAUCAGGAAAGCCUAAAUUUAUUUUUUCACUGAUCUGCUUUUCUUCCCAGGCCAAUUAUGUUUUUAAAUUGGCCACAUAAUUUUCUUGUCUCUGUCUCCAAUGAAGUUUGAGUAUGAGGAUUGAAUGGGUGUGGGUUUUGAAUAAAAUAAGAUUUACUGGCUUUUUCCAGCCCCCCCCCCCGAAUAAAUCACUGGAAAUUAUAUCUGCUUGAGGCUUGAUCCCCCUCCUGUUACAGCUGUUUGUCAGAUUUCUUUAUUAGAGUUCAUCAUCAUCAACAACCACAACUUACAUUUAUAUAGUGCCUUUCACAGGGGAAAUGUCAAGGAAAGCUGUGCGGGUGGAGAGAAGGCAAUCACCUUACACUGUGUUAAAUACCUUCCUUACCAGCCUCCCUCCUAAUAUAGUGCUCUAUCAAAUCAUACACCUUACAGUAGAUGUAGAGUCCUCCUGAGGUGAAAGGCACUAUCUCAAACCAAUUCACACGCAGAAAAUAUCUCACAGACACGCAGUGAAUAACCAAUUUAGUUGGAGCACUGUUGGCCAGAGCCCUUGGAGAAACUCCCUUCUCUUUUCAAAUAAUGUCAUGAGUUCUUUAGCAGCUACUUAAACAAGCAAGUAGGACCUCCGUUUAACAUCUCAUUUAUUUUCACAAGGCUGGAGUGGCAACCUACACUGUGAGCUCAAAGCCCUGAUGUGGGGUUUUGAACCCACACAACUACCUGACCCAGAGCCCAGUGUGUGGCCAACUGAGCCAAGCUCAGUAAGAGUUAAUGGAGGGGAGGGAAAGUUUAGAUUAAAGCAAUGGUGCAAAACCCUGAUUGAAGGAUUAUCGGAUAAAUUUUGUUGGUGAUGCAUGGGACCCACUGCAUUUUUGGAGUCCCAUUGUGGUUGGAGCAUUUGUCUCGCAAGCAAGAGGAACUAACUAGGUUCGAUUCCUGGUCGGGUAAAACCUUAGGAAAGGUUCCUUAUUCCUUGUGGGAUAAGUAGGAACCCAGUUGAUCGGUGGAUUACUUUCCGGGGCUAAUAAUCUCUUUAAAAAUAUAUUUUGUGUCAGCCCCGUGAUUUACCAGCCCACCCAGUUUGCCUUUAAUUGCUAGCGUCACUGUCCUCCCUUAGCGUUGUUCGUGUCGAUCAAAUUGAAUCCAAACUUCACUGUCAUUUUUAUGCAUUCGUCGAUCAAAGCGUGACAUCAAGGCCCACGGACAGAAACAAGCAGCACCACCUCUAUGGCAGAGUGAGCAAUCUGUCAUCCUUGGGUAUCAUUUCACCAACAAAAAUAUACAGCCAAUUCACUUUACAAUGUAUUCAGCGCUUUGAGAUGUCUCACAUACGUGACGAGGCGAGAUAUCAAAUGUGAGGAUUAUUAUUUACGGUAAUAUUAUAAUCCAUUGUUGUGACUGUUAUUGGUGGUUAUGUGCUACGGUUUAACCAUUUUUGAAAAUAAAAUGUGCUCAAUAUCACGUAUCUUAAAAUCUA